This is a messenger RNA of Athalia rosae (coleseed sawfly), 2309 nucleotides long. RefSeq names its product polypeptide N-acetylgalactosaminyltransferase 2 (gene Pgant2). The transcript is spliced from 10 exons. Gene Ontology annotation, cellular component: Golgi apparatus. The record is from RefSeq and is a predicted model, not a curated record. NCBI's taxonomy places the organism in Eukaryota, Metazoa, Arthropoda, Insecta, Hymenoptera, Athaliidae. Bases 399 to 2120 code for a protein of 573 amino acids.
GUGUGUAUCGGGCGUCGGGACGCCGAGGCGACUGGUAGUUGAGUUCACGGACUUCAGUAUGGCUUCAGCUUUUGACAGGGGUGGGCGUGCGGCUUCGACGGCGUUGCACGGAUGUGUCUGUCCUCCGUUCCGACGUGAAUGAAUUUCGGUGUUAUUCGGUGUCGCGAUCGAAGAAUAUCACGCGUACGAGCUACCGAGGGCCCCCGAAAUUCGAUACAAACGAAACCCCCGAGGGUGGUGCGGCGACGAAACAACCCCCGACGAUCGGCGUUGCGAUUCCACCCGCCGUCACAGUGCACCGAGCUCCCCAUCCCCUUGCCACAGUUCUGUGUUCAUUCCCUCUGUUCGUAUUCGUUUUCACUAAACUGACAGCCAAGGAGCGAAAUCACGCCGGAGACAUGAGGCGUAAUGUGAAAAUAGUGCUUCUCCUGUCAUGCGCCUGGAUGUCCGUCUUUGUUUACUACUACCACACCACCAAAGAUUCAAAGAAUGAGAACAGAGCGUUACGUCUAAAGGACCCGUCGUCGGUCGCGGUGCUUUCAGGUGUACCAAAUUCAGCGGCAUACGUAGAUCCAGUUGGUACAGCAAUUGUUCUGUCCUCAGAGCUACUUCCUGCACCGACCCCGGACCCCCGGGUCACGUGGAAUUACUUCGACGAGCAAGGGUAUGUGUCGAGGGGCGGACUCAGAGCGGGUGAGGAUCCCUACGCGAGAAAUAAAUUCAACCAGGAAGCGUCCGAUGGAUUACCGAGUAACAGGGACAUUCCCGAUACGAGGAGUGCGAUGUGUCGAAUGAAACAAUGGAGACACGAUCUACCGCCAACGUCGGUGAUUAUAACGUUUCACAACGAGGCGCGUUCUACCCUACUCAGAACGGUAGUGAGCGUGCUCAACAGAAGCCCGGAACAUCUCAUUAAGGAGAUUAUUUUGGUUGACGACUUUAGCGACCAUCCUGAAGAUGGGGAGGAAUUAUCGAGGAUUCACAAGGUGCGAGUCAUCAGAAACGAGAAACGGGAGGGUCUUAUGAGGUCGAGGGUCAGAGGGGCUGAUGCUGCUACGGCAAGUGUUCUUACAUUCCUCGAUUCCCACUGCGAGUGCAACGCCGAUUGGUUGGAACCCCUUUUAGAAAGGGUUGCCGAAGAUCCUACCAGGGUCGUAUGCCCGGUUAUCGACGUCAUCAGCAUGGACACCUUCCAAUAUAUCGGCGCAUCGGCGGACCUCCGAGGCGGUUUCGAUUGGAGUUUGGUAUUCAAGUGGGAGUAUUUGAGUCAAGUUGAGCGUCAAGCGAGACUGAAGGAUCCAACGUCUUCUAUCAGGACACCGAUGAUAGCGGGAGGUCUUUUCGUCAUCAAUAAAGCGUACUUCGAAACUCUAGGAAAGUACGACACGCAAAUGGACGUAUGGGGUGGAGAAAAUCUCGAAAUAUCAUUCCGUGUAUGGCAAUGCGGUGGUAGUUUGGAAAUAAUUCCAUGCUCGAGAGUCGGACACGUAUUUCGUAAACGCCAUCCUUAUUCCUUCCCUGGUGGAAGCGGGAAUGUUUUUGCAAGAAAUACGCGACGCGCUGCCGAAGUUUGGAUGGACGACUACAAGCAAUAUUACUACAACGCCGUCCCAUUGGCGAGGAACAUACCCUACGGAAACAUUCAAGACCGCCUGGAUCUGAAAAGAAAUCUUCACUGCAAGCCAUUUAGCUGGUAUCUGAAGAAUGUUUAUCCAGAAUUAGCUAUUCCCACUAGCGAAGGGGGUCCUGGAGGUUCUUUGAAACAGGGAUCGACGUGUAUGGAUAGCAUGGGGCAUCUGCUAGACGGAAACGUUGGACUUUACCCUUGUCACGACACGGGUGGUAAUCAGGAAUGGGGCCUGACGAAAGAUGGAUUGAUAAAGCAUCACGAUCUUUGCCUAACAUUGCCGGUUUACGCCAAGGGAACUACCCUUUUGAUGCAAAUAUGUGAUGGAAGUGAGAAUCAAAAAUGGCGUCAUUUGGAAGGCGGUCUUAUACGGCAUACUCGGAUACCGGUUUGCGUUGACUCCAGAUACCACGCACAAAGAGGUAUUACGGCUGAAAAAUGCGAUUCCAGUGCGGAAACGCAGAGAUGGCACCUCUACAAUCACAAUCACUAACCUGGACUGGAAUUCUAAUAAUAAUUUAUUGAUUGAUUAUCUGUGUAAUAAGAUAAUUGAGGGACGGAGUGAGCAACGAACGUCCGAUUGCGAAAUUAUAUUAAUUCGCGUAUGGCACUAAAGAAUUAUUAUUACAAUCGUUGAUACUGUUUUACCAUAGGUGAAGAAGUUUUCGUGAUCAUAUGGAAA